This is a messenger RNA of Chiloscyllium plagiosum (whitespotted bambooshark), 1293 nucleotides long. The record is from RefSeq and is a predicted model, not a curated record. Lineage: Eukaryota; Metazoa; Chordata; Chondrichthyes; Orectolobiformes; Hemiscylliidae.
GGCCGUUCCUUCAGUGUCGCUGGGUCAGAAUCCUGGGACUCUGAAGAUGUGGGGGACCCAGAGUCGAGAGGGCGAUUGAGCAACUUGUAUGUCUCCAGAAUAUAUCCUGGUAUGGAAAACUGGGAGGGAGUUUUCAGUCACAGCAAAGUGUUUGUGGAUGUGGGCAGAAAAUUGAUAAAUGAACAGGUAUUAAAUCUUAAAAUUAAAUCGGAAAAUCUCUGUGAAGGGCAGAAGGCUUAACACCAUGACUUUCAGUUACGCAGCAGGGUCGCAGUUUAAUGUGUUUGUAUUGUAGAGACAACCUCGAUUAUGCAUCGAUUAAACUCCCCCUCCACCCAUUAGCGAAGAAAGCAUUUUGGACCAACAUUUGCAAUUAAAAGCCUUCCCCCCCUCCCCUCGAGUCAAUUCUGAGGCUGGGCACUUUGACAAAGUGAGUCACCCCUGCAGAGAUGGAUUAGUGAACAGAGAUGUGACCAUCUUUGCCUGACUCAUUUGGCGGUGUGCCUGCAGAGGGGAUUAUGGCUGUUGGCGUGAUCCUUUGGAGGGGCCCUGCUGGCUUCUUAAUGGCUGUGUUGUAUAUAAACGGCCCCUGAUCCCAAAGUCAGCGCCUGUCUCCUCGUCAGCUCUCGCAAGCAGGUCCGCUCCCUCCACUCACGAUGUCGCCUGCAACCAAGCCACUGGUUCUCCUUCUCCUGGUGUCCGCCAUCUUUGUGAGCCUGUCGCCCGCACAGCACUGGUCCUUCGACCUGCGUCCUGGAGGGAAACGAGAGGCCGCUGACGCUGUCGUCUUCCAGAAUCCGAGCCGGGAAACUGAACCGGCGUUGCAAGCCAGGAGGACGGAGAUGUUCCCCCCGGACUGCCCCAGCCGCGUCCUGGCAAAACUUACGCCAAGGAUGAAGAAACCGUGACGUGGAAUUGGAAGACGCCUUCGAUGGUUGAUAUCUGGUCCAUUCGGCAACGUUUACCGGGUUCCUGACCCCUCAGAAAGGAAUAAAACAUUUUGGACUCUGGUUUCUGUGCCUUUUAUUAAUUCACACAAAUGCUCCCCCCCAACUCCGUGGGGAAGGAGUUCUUUGGACUGCACUCACAGGAAGCUGGGAACUUGGGCAAGAUUGGCCAUUCUGCCCAUCUAACCUGCUGUGCUCUACGACUGACCCUCAAUCUCGCCGCCGCACUCCCCGCGCUCUCUUUCCCCUCACAGCCUUUAGAAAUUGAUCUCAUUCCACAGUCUGAGAGCCACAGAGACGUACGGCUACGCAAACAGACCCUUCGGCCCAACUCGUCCAUGCCGAC